AUGUGCGGCAUUCUCGGUCUUAUCUUGGCCGACUCGUCGAGCGCCGAUGCUGCUGUUGACCUGCACGAGAGUCUCUACUACCUCCAACAUCGUGGCCAGGAUGCUUGUGGUGUCGCGACCUGCGCAACUGGUGGGCGCAUCUUCCAGUGCAAGGGCAAUGGCAUGGCGUCCAAGGUGUUUGAGGAUGGCAAGCGUGUCUCGGACUUGCCCGGGUACAUGGGCAUUGCCCACUUGCGGUAUCCGACUGCGGGGACGAGUUCGAGUGCCGAGAGCCAGCCGUUCUACGUCAAUUCCCCUUAUGGCAUCUGCUUUGCGCACAACGGCAACCUUAUCAAUGCGAACGAGCUGCGAGACUACCUUGACAAGGAGGCCCACCGCCAUGUGAACACCGACUCGGACAGCGAGCUGAUGCUCAAUGUCUUCGCCAACGCCCUCAACGAAACGGGUAAGGCCCGCGUCAACGUCGAUGACAUCUUCAGCUCCCUGGCCCAGACAUAUCAGCGUUGCAAGGGCGCAUGGGCUGCCACAGCCAUGAUUGCAGGUUUUGGUAUUCUCGCUUUCCGCGACGCCUUUGGCAUCCGCCCCUUGAUCAUGGGCAGCCGGCCGUCGGCCACGAUCGAAGGCGGUACGGACUACAUGCUUGCGUCGGAGAGUAUUGCCCUCCGCCAACUGGGGUUCCGCAACUUCCAGGACAUCCUCCCCGGUCAGGCAGUGUUCAUCCAGAAGGGUGGCACACCGCAAUUCCACCAGGUCGCCGAGGCGCAGGCCCGGCAGAACAUGGGCGCCAAGCUGGCCGACAAGCUGCGUGAAGUGCUCGGCGAGGAGGGCAUAAAGGAGAUCGACGUCAUUAUCCCGGUCCCCGAGACGAGCAACACGGCGGCGGCCGUCGUGUCGGAGCGCCUCAGCAAGCCCUUCUCGAACGGCUUCAUCAAGAACCGCUACGUCUACCGCACCUUCAUCCUGCCCGGCCAGAAGGCGCGUCAAAAGAGCGUGCGCCGCACGCUGAGCGCCAUGGAGUCUGAGUUCAACGGCCGCGUCGUGUGCCUCGUCGACGACUACAUCGUCCGCGGAAUCCACCAGCAGGGAGAUUGUCAGCAUGGCGCGCGAGGCGGGCGCGCGCAAGCUCACCCCAACCACCCCCUCUGA
This is a messenger RNA of Chaetomium globosum CBS 148.51, 1146 nucleotides long. RefSeq lists its product as uncharacterized. The record is from RefSeq and is a predicted model, not a curated record. Bases 1 to 1146 code for a protein of 381 amino acids. Gene Ontology annotation, molecular function: amidophosphoribosyltransferase activity. The transcript has 4 exons. Gene Ontology annotation, cellular component: cytoplasm. NCBI's taxonomy places the organism in Eukaryota, Fungi, Ascomycota, Sordariomycetes, Sordariales, Chaetomiaceae. Gene Ontology annotation, biological process: purine nucleotide biosynthetic process.